This is a messenger RNA of Eucalyptus grandis, 1176 nucleotides long. RefSeq names its product probably inactive leucine-rich repeat receptor-like protein kinase At5g48380. The coding region runs from base 357 to 1019 and encodes 220 amino acids. Gene Ontology annotation, molecular function: protein binding. The transcript has 2 exons. The record is from RefSeq and is a predicted model, not a curated record. Lineage: Eukaryota; Viridiplantae; Streptophyta; Magnoliopsida; Myrtales; Myrtaceae.
ACGACCGCCAACUACGGGAAGAGAGAAAAAGACUCAAAGCUCCGUUCACACCCGAACCCGCACUCGUCCCGCCCCUCCUCUCACGCUCUCUCUCGCUUAUAUCUUUGGUCUUUUUAGCUCCCUUUCCAGACGUGCAUCCGCUACCGUCUCCGCCUCCCUCGCAGCUUGGAACCCUCUUGGUCGUUCGACCCGUUUCCGCCGGCGGGGGGCCCCGGUUCUUGAUGCUUUCUUGCCGUUUCGACUGUGUGCGGGAACCGAUCGCGAUCAACGAGCUCUCGGUGGGAGGAGUGUCCUCAAUUUGAGCGAUUUCAGCAGGUGUCUGUUCGUGGAAUUCGAAAGGCUUUUCUUCGCGCGGGAUGGAGUUGGGGAAUCGGGUUUCGAGCCUUGGAGCCGCGGGAUUUCUAUGGGCCUUGCUUAGCUGUUGCGUGAUCCACUGCCUCGAGACCGAUAUCAACUGCUUGAAGACCAUAAAAGCGUCGGUCCAAGAUCCUCUGAAUUACUUGAACUAUACGUGGAAUUUCGACAACGACACUGAAGGCUUCAUUUGUCGAUUCACCGGAGUGGAGUGCUGGCAUCCUGACGAGAACCGGGUUCUGAAUCUAAAGCUCUCCGAUAUGGGACUCAAGGGCCAGUUUCCCCGCGGCAUCGAGCAAUGCAAAAGCUUGACAGGAUUGGAUCUCUCGAGCAAUGAGUUCUCUGGACCGAUCCCGGAAAAUAUAUCGAGUAUAAUUCCGUACGCGACGUCUCUCGACCUGUCGUCCAAUAAUUUUUCCGGACAAAUCCCGGUAAACAUUUCGAACUGUCGCUACUUAAAUUCCCUUAGGCUCGACCACAACCAGUUGUCCGGUCAAAUUCCAGCUGAACUCAGCCUACUCGGUCGACUCAAAUCCUUUAGCGUGGCCAACAACCUUCUGACGGGGCCAGUCCCCGCAUUUGGCCCUAACACUACAAUCACUGCGGAUGAUUAUGCAAAUAAUCCAGGACUUUGUGGUGCUCCUCUGCCUCCGUGCAUGAUAUAGAAGACCUCCAGGUGGACUCUACAUAGCCUAUAAGAUCGACCGUUGUGAAGCACUCGAUUCACCAGACUCGGGUCUAGGGAAAUAUCUCUCGUGAUUGAUCUUGUCAAUUUAAUAAAUUUCCUGUUAUAGUAAAUUCGAUGUUCGAUGUUCCGUUUUA